ACACUUGGGUAUCACCGCCAGCCAAAGCAGUACCUUCCAUUUCAGACACCGACCUGGGCCCGGGAGACAUCGCAAGGCUAUUUAAGAUGGUGUGGUCUGCCCAUCUACGUUGAUCGUCCCAAGAAAGGGGCACCGUCUGCAGAACUUGCCAGGAAAGUCUUCCUGGGCGGCGCGGGCAACGCCAGGGUCUCCCCGCGCUACUUCCUCCCCCGGCGCCUUCUCUUGGGCGCGCGUGCGCCCCCUGCAGGCGGCCCCCGGGAGAGCCUCGCGGGGGAGCCGGGAGCCCGGUUUCCCCGCCAACCCCCAUCCCACCAGCCCCGGCGGCCACCCUGGGGGCGAGGCAGCCCGGCGCGUGGGAGGGGACGGCGCGCCAUUGGCUUGUGCGCGGAACCGAGAGGAGGGACCAGCGCGGGCCGCCAGACUCGGGCCGCGGACGGAGGUGGUGGCGGAGUUCCCGCUGCCCACAAGUCUGGCCUGACCUUCUGGGGCGGGGGCCUGGGGGCAGGGGCCCUGGGCCGGAGGACCUGGGGCCGCCUAACGACUCGGAGCUCCCCGCCGGGGGACACCGGCGCUCGGCCCGGGUCUCAGAAAGUGGAUAAAAGGCCACGGGGAGGCUGGAAGAGGAAGGGCAUGAGCCAGGUAACAUCCUUGGCUGAGGAACAGGUGAGGGACCCGGUUCUCACCAGCGGCUUAGUGACUUUCAGGGCAGCCUCGCCUGGCCGCGGGAGGGAUGUGGCUAAUUGUAGCUUCUAUCUGGGUUCACCAGAAGGUGGUGGCUAGCAGCUGAGGUGUUGGGACAGCAUCCUGGGCCCUCCAGGAGCCGGGUGAUGAAAGGUUAGGCUCUGGCUUCCCUGGCAGGGUGGGGUUGGCCUCCUGUCCUGAUGGCUGGCACACACUGAAGCAUUAACCCAGAGUCUCUGUGUGCCAGGCGUGGGACUGGCGUCACACUUACCACCCGCCGCUGUCUCCUAUCACCAUGGGGCCUGUGUGUGGGGAGGGGAAAGGCGUAUCAACUCCCUUUUGUGGAUGAGGAACUAAAGCCAGGGGGCGUAGGAGGGUAGUUUGGCCUAGAAAUGACAUCACACUCACUAAAGACCGCCAAUAUCAACUUUUGCAGUUUUUUUCCCCAAUGCGACAUGGUACACUGCCUCCCUAGUUGAUCCGGUCUACAGCCACAUACCCCACAGUUUGAUACUGUGUUCUGAUGUUUGUUCGGGUGCUUUAUUUUAAGACACCAGGAGGCUUGAAAAUGGGAGGUGACCUGGGGACAUCCCUGCACUCUGCCUCUGGCAGCCCUGGCUGGGGCUGGAGGGUGAGAUUUGCCUGGGGCCACAGGACACUGAGACAGCAGGGUCCCCUGGUGGAGAGCCCAGUGGCCUCUGAGCCUGUCUGUAGAUGGGGAUGGCUUUUCUGCCUUUACCGGACGGUGGGUACAAGUGAGAAUGAGAUGCUGGAAGCAGCCCGAGGUGGGGAGUGGCACACUGUUAUUCACCCUGGUUGGCAUUGAAACCCCAGGAGCUUGGUUUCCUCAUUCGCAGUGUGUCCGUCAGUAGCACCCAUCUUGCAGGGCAGCUGUGAUUAAAGAAGCCAGGGCCACCCCGGAGCCAGGCUCUGAGGCUUCACCUUACCCCGUUUACACUUCUGUCUCC
Macaca mulatta (Rhesus monkey) is the source of this 1649-nucleotide messenger RNA. Lineage: Eukaryota; Metazoa; Chordata; Mammalia; Primates; Cercopithecidae. The record is from RefSeq and is a predicted model, not a curated record.